This is a messenger RNA of Wasmannia auropunctata (little fire ant), 2370 nucleotides long. Its product is annotated as protein SERAC1. The coding region runs from base 172 to 2328 and encodes 718 amino acids. The record is from RefSeq and is a predicted model, not a curated record. Lineage: Eukaryota; Metazoa; Arthropoda; Insecta; Hymenoptera; Formicidae. The transcript is spliced from 15 exons.
UCAGGCUCGGCCGUGCACGCUUUCGGAACGCGGUUCCAAUCGCGUUUUUCGCGCGUGCCAGUGGUUCGACGUGACGCGUUUCAAAGUUUGAACAAGUUUGAAAUGUAGGACCCCGCUGUGCCGCGACGGAAUUUCGAUUCCGUUUCGUCUCCGGCGUGGCCUGUCAACGCGAUGCGAGCACGGGCGUCGAGAAGCUACGUGUACUACCUGAGGACGAGCGGCACCUGCGUCGUCGUGCUCGGGAGCUGCUGGUUUCUAUAUCAACUGCGACAGAUAUCGCAGAUCUUUCGGUCGGCCGUUAACACGAACGUUCUAAAUUUAGAGCAGGCCCGCGCGCAGUACAUCUACAUCGAUGACCCUCGAUUUAAAGAUAUCUUCAUGUUUGGAAGGGACGAGGAUCUACAUGGAUCCACGUCGGAGAAGCCGGGAAGCCUCAUGGAUACUCUGGCCAGAUGGUGGAAGGUGAAGAAUCACAAGAUUGCGUAUAAGUUGCUGUACAUGGCGCAGCAUGGGAACAAGAACGAGCAGUCCAAAGCCGUGACUGCACUUGGCUCUCUGUCACAUCUGAAAGAUUGGCAGUAUCGUCAUUUGGCGCAGAUGAUGGAUGCUAAAACAGCAGUAGCUCUCGCAAGAAUGCCCAAUGUUAAUUCACUAUUUUUCCUACAACCACCGUAUUAUCAUGUACAAUACAAUUUAAACGAUAUAUUAGAAAAGGUACAUUCGCUGCUGUUAAGUCUUAAUGCUUUGUGUGGCAAUACGCAUCUCUGCCUCACACAGUUCCUCAAUAAAAUGUUUAAAGACUCACAUCGAUAUCUUGUAGAAUGGUUUGAUCACGAUUUGACGAGCGUGGGCCUUUCUGCAGAAACCACAACAGUUCGGGAUGAUGAAUUGCUUAAAAGUUGCAUUCGUGCAAUAUGCCAUCAUUCUUCCGUGGAACAAUACAGCAAACACCUGAUCAAUGCCGGAGCUUUGCCGAUAUUAACAGCGAUACAGAAAAUUUGCAGUGACGACGUAGAAAUGUGCAUAUUGCUCGCAAGAAUAUUAUCCAACAUAUCUCUUCAUUCGGAAUAUUUGGAGACUAUCUACGAAUCCGGAUGGAUCGGCAUACUGUCACGUUGGUCCCGCAGCGACGACAUUCGCCUAUCGGCCCAGGCGAUCAGUGCGUUGGUGAAUCUAGAUACAGACGGAAAUGACAAGGCGAAAUAUCCGCAGAGCGUCUAUCUCCUUUAUCCUCUGCACCGAGUUCAUGCGGCAACAAAAAUGGACGUUGUGUUCCUGCAUGGAUUGCUAGGCGGAGUUUUCGUUACCUGGAGACAACGUGACAUCGAUACCUCUGCACUUGGAGUUGUAGAGGAGAAUACAUUGGUCGAGACUACGGAUUACUUAUCUACUAUGGUCGAUGACGAUCGUCCUCAGGAAUUCUUUAAAGACUUGGCUCGCGAUCUGCAUUUACGCGAAUGGAGAAAAAUAGGCCAGGAUUUUGAGGUGGUACUGGAUGAUUGUCCACAAAACACAAACGAUUGCGCGUGCGGACCUUAUUUCUGCAGAGGAGAUGACGCCUGUAUGAGAAAUGAUUGCGACUUUAAUACAUCAAAAACACUUUGCUGGCCCAAAGACUGGUUACCUGCAGACAUACCAUCCUUGCGAGUCAUAGGUGUUAACUAUGGUACGAGUUUAUCUCUGUGGACUCCUUUCUGUCCGAUAGAAAGCAUGAAGAGCACUAUUAAAGAGAGAAGCGAAGAAUUCGUUACCAAAUUGACAAUGGCGAACGUGGGCCAACGGCCACUUAUAUGGGUCGCUCAUUCAAUGGGUGGAUUGUUAAUUAAAAAGAUGCUUGUAGAAGAGUGGAAAACUGGAGAUAAGCAUGGCAUUUGCAAGAAUACCAAAGCUAUCUUAUUUUACGGUACUCCUCAUCGAGGCUCACAUGUGGCGGCUCUGAAGCAAGCAACGCAAAUGCUGCUGUGGCCAACGGUCGAAGUUCAAGAACUACGUGAAGGAUCGCCGCAGUUACUAAGAUUGCACGAAGAGUUCUUAGAAAUGUUGAAUAAAUACCGCAUAGAGAUUGUGAGUUUCGCCGAGGCCAAACCUACGCUUGUAACCGCGUUGAAGUUUCCUUUCCAAUUUGUCAGCCUCAAUUCAGCAGAUCCUGGCGUGGGCGAAUUCUUCGAGAUUCCGCAGGAUCACUUAUCGAUAUGCAAGCCAGCUAGCAGGCAAUCGUUUUUAUAUCAAAAACUUCUGAAUGUGCUCAGAUGCCACGUUGACACUCCGGAAGAAACGACUGUUUCGUCGAUUAUGAGACUACUGUCCUUGUUGAGUAAGUUAUUUUAAGUUUGUAUACAAGAAAGAUAAUAUAUAUACGAAUUUUAUAUA